GGGAGGGGCGGGGGCGGCGCCGAGGGGAAUGAAUAAUUGAAGUAGAGGGGAGGAGGAAGAGGAGGAGAAGGAGGAAGAGGAGGAGGAGGCAGGAGCCGCCUGCAAAGGGUCCUUCCCACCCCGCCACCCCCCUCCGCCGCCCGGAAGUCGCUCCCCGCCUCCUGCUCCGCCAACAUGGCCGCGAAGUCGAAUGGAGUGGCGGCCGCGGCCGGCCCGGGGCCGGAGGGGGCGGCCGGAGGAGCCCGGGGUGGUGGCGGCGGGCGCGGGGAGGCGGCGGCGGUGGCCGUGGGCCCCGGGGGCACCGCGGCGGGAAGCCCGGGGCCGCGCUACGAGCUGCGGGACUGCUGCUGGGUGCUGUGCGCGCUGCUCGUGUUCUUCUCCGACGGCGCCACGGACCUGUGGCUGGCGGCCUCCUACUACAUACAGGGCCAGCGCACCUACUUCGGCCUCACGCUGCUGUUCGUGCUGCUGCCCUCGCUGGUCGUGCAACUGCUCAGCUUCCGCUGGUUCGUCUACGACUACACGGAGCCAGAGGGGGCCCCGGGACCCGUUGUCAGCACCAAGGACAGCAGUGUCGGUGGGUCUGUCUUCAGCACCAAGGACAGCUCCGGCGCCUUCCGGACCAAAGAAGGCAGCCCCGAGGUGGGCCCCCAGCCCGCGCCCUCCUCGGCCAGCUCCUUCCGCCGCCGCUGCUGCCGCCUCUGCGUCUGGCUGCUGCAGACCGUCGUCCACCUCCUGCAGCUGGGCCAGGUCUGGAGGUACCUGCGCGCCCUGUACCUGGGGCUGCAGAGCCGCUGGCGCGGGGAGCGGCUGCAGCGCCACUUCUACUGGCGGAUGCUGUUCGAGAGCGCCGACGUGAGCAUGCUGCGCCUGCUGGAGACUUUCCUGCGCAGCGCGCCGCAGCUCGUGCUGCAGCUCAGCCUUCUCUUGCACCGCAGCGACAGCGACAGCGAUAAUAACACCAACGCGUUCCAGCAGCUUCCGGUCAUCUCCACCUUUGCCUCCCUCCUGUCCCUGGCCUGGACCCUGGCCUCCUACCAGAAGGUGCUGCGGGACUCACGGGAUGACAAGCGACCGCUGUCCUACAAGGGUGCCGUGGUCCAAGUGCUGUGGCACCUGUUUACCAUCGCAGCGCGUGGCCUGGCCUUCGCACUCUUUGCCAGCGUCUACAAGCUCUACUUUGGCAUCUUCAUUGUGGCUCACUGGUGCAUCAUGACCUUCUGGGUCAUCCAGGGUGAGACGGACUUCUGCAUGUCCAAGUGGGAAGAGAUCAUCUACAACAUGGUGGUGGGCAUCAUCUACAUUUUCUGCUGGUUCAAUGUCAAGGAAGGCCGCAGCCGCCGCCGCAUGACCCUCUACUACUGCAUUGUCAUGCUUGAGAACGCCGUACUCACUGGCUUCUGGUACUCCAGCCGCAACUUCGCCCCCGACUUCCGCUCACUCAUCUUGGUCUGUGUGGUGGCCUCCAGCUUCGCACUGGGCAUAUUCUUCAUGUGUGUCUACUACUGCCUCCUGCACCCCAAUGGGCCCAUGCUGGGCCCUCAGGCACCUGGCUGCAUCUGUCCUGAGGCCUCAGCGUCCUGUGGCCCGCCAGCUGACACUGUCACAAGUCCCCCGAGGUCUCUGCCAAGGACUACAGGUGCAGAGCGGGAUGGGGCCUCAGUAGGGGGUGAGCGGGCUGGGACCCCUACACCACCUGUCUUCCAGGUGCGACCUGGCUUGCCUGUUACACCAGUGACCCGCACCUUGCGGACAGAGGGGCCUGUGAUUCGGAUUGACUUGCCCCGUAAGAAGUACCCGGCAUGGGAUGCUCAUUUUAUUGACCGCCGGCUCCGGAAGACCAUCCUGGCGCUGGAGUACUCCUCUCCCACCACGCCCCGGUUGCAGUACCGGAGUGUGGGGACCUCUCAGGAGUUGUUGGAGUAUGAGACCACAGUGUAGGCCAGUCUUCCCCUCCAAAAGGGACAGACUUGGCUGAUCCCACAUCAACCACAGUGUUGAGCCCUGAAUUCCAGGGCUGCCAGGCUGAGGUGGGGGGUGGAUCUGUUGGCCCAAGUGUAGAGUGGCCCUGCCAUUGGGUCUUUCAGAGGAGGGGAAGUCUGGUGGAGGCUCCAGCCCUAGGCUCUUUUUUCAGCCCUGGGGCCCAUCCCCUAAAGUCCCCUGAAUCAGGGCCCGGGGAAUCAACUGGUGCUACACUCAUCAUGAGCUCACCACUCAUAUGGUGGCCUCCA
Molecule: messenger RNA, 2231 nt
Organism: Orycteropus afer afer
Lineage: Eukaryota; Metazoa; Chordata; Mammalia; Tubulidentata; Orycteropodidae
Gene: XKR7
Product: XK related 7
Biological process (GO): engulfment of apoptotic cell; apoptotic process involved in development; phosphatidylserine exposure on apoptotic cell surface
Cellular component (GO): plasma membrane
Source: RefSeq, a predicted model, not a curated record